GCGGGGCAGUUCGGGAGGCGAGUGUGUCACGCCUGACUGUCAACAAACAGGGGGAGUGUUCGGUGGUCGGUGUGCUGUGCUUCCUUAGGACUUUACCCUUCCCCACUCUCGGCAUGGAGCUGGAGGACUCCUACUACCCCAAGGCGCAGUACAUAGAGACGGCUACCGGGAACCGAGUGAGCCGUGCUAGCGUGCUUUGUGGGUCACAGAACAUUGUGCUCAGCGGCAAAGUGAUUGUCCUCAAUGGAGUCAUCAUACGUGGUGACCUGGCCAACGUGAGAGUUGGCAGACACUGUGUCAUCUCUUCCAGGGCUGUGAUCAGACCUCCCUUCAAGAAAUUCAGCAAAGGAGUUGCCUUCUUCCCACUGCAUAUUGGGGACCAUGUCUACAUUGGUGAAGGCUCUAUCAUCAACGCAGCAGCUGUGGGAUCUUAUGUUUACAUUGGAAAAAACUGUGUCAUUGGACGACGAUGUGUACUCAAAGACUGCUGUAUGAUUGCUGACAACACAGUCCUUCCUCCUGAGACAGUUGUGCCACCCUUUGCCAUUUACUCUGGUUCACCUGCACGUCAAAUAGGGGACCUUCCUGAAGCAACCCAGGAUCUCAUGACAGACUACACCCGCAGCUGUUACCAUCAUUUCAUACGGGUGAAGGAUCUACCUCCACAGGCACGAGAGGGAGCAAAUGUAGCAAGGCUGGUGGAUGUGUGAGUGUGUGUGUGUGUGAAGGAGAGACAGAGAACUUAGAAGAUUGAUAUGAUAUAUUUAUCUUUACAGGGAUGUUAGCCUAGUUUGUGUGUGUGUGUGUGUGUGUGUGUGUGUGUGUGUGUGUGUGUGUGUGUCUGUAAAAGUAUAUAUGUGAAGAUCAAUUAAAUUUAGUUUGAUAAGCCACACCAAGUUAUUAUCAUUAUUAUUAGAAUAUACACUCCAAUAUUAAUCUUGUCAAUGUUACAUAUUCAGGCAUGCAAGUAAAAUAUUGCAUGCAUUGAGCAGCUUUAUUUUGAACUGUAUUGUUUCUAUCUUGUAAUCGAUGAAGAGAAGUAAAAAAGUCUUACUCUCA
Portunus trituberculatus (swimming crab) is the source of this 1059-nucleotide messenger RNA. It is a transcript of the gene DCTN5-p25, whose product is annotated as dynactin subunit 5-like. NCBI's taxonomy places the organism in Eukaryota, Metazoa, Arthropoda, Malacostraca, Decapoda, Portunidae. The transcript is spliced from 4 exons. The coding region runs from base 114 to 710 and encodes 198 amino acids. The record is from RefSeq and is a predicted model, not a curated record.